This is a messenger RNA of Drosophila obscura, 721 nucleotides long. RefSeq lists its product as uncharacterized. Lineage: Eukaryota; Metazoa; Arthropoda; Insecta; Diptera; Drosophilidae. The transcript has 3 exons. The coding region runs from base 90 to 659 and encodes 189 amino acids. The record is from RefSeq and is a predicted model, not a curated record.
AAUCAAUCAAAAUUUAAAGAGAAUCGUAUACAAUCAUAAACUCUAGGACCUUAGGACUCGCCACUGCUGAUCCGAAACGCACACAAGAGAUGACCAAGCAAGACAGGCAACUGCUGUUCUGGAACACCUUUUCCAUCUUCUACCACGCCUACUUCCUGAACAUCCACCUACUGUACGAGAACCUAAAGGAUGUGAAGGGGCUGGUGGAUGUCUCCGAGCAGGAUAAAUGGCUGCGUGAGUGCUUCACCUGGCUGACGACUAUCCUGCUCGUGGUACGAUUCAUCCUGACCUUUGCCGGACUCACGGCCAGUGUGGUGGCCAUCUAUCCCAUAAUGACAAACUCCCAGCCAGAGAUGCUCAUGCCCACCAUCAUUGUCCAGGCCAUCAACAGCGUGAUCCUCAAUUUGUACGAACUGCUUUUGGGCUAUGGGUUUCUCAGCUACCUCUUUCCCAAGAGCACGGCCGUGUUUGUUGUGUUCCUCACCAAAAUGGUGUUAAAAAUCACUUGGGCCUUGUCUAAUUUGAACUACUACACGGAUCAGCAUAAUCGAUUGGUUCACCUAAACAACUUUAAUAUCGAGGACGCGCAGAGUGUUGACCUGAGCCAGGACUCGAUGAAUGAAUUUGAGAUCAAUAACCUCAAUUUAGCCUCAAAUUAACAUCCAUAGUUGCAUAUUUUGUUAGAUACGAUAUUCGUACCCUAAAUUAAAGGGCAGUAAUA